AUGAAUCCCGCACCGUUGGGUCGAGUCGCGAGCCGGCCGGCAGCUCUGGGUCGCGUGGGGCGAAUCCGGCUGCUGCUGGUGGCUCUGGGCGGCGCGAUGAUCCUCUCGGGCCUCCGAUUCGUCAAUCGCACGACGAACCUCGUCGCGCCUGCCAGCGACGAAUUCGCGAAUUUCACGAGCUUCGGCAAGCGAUUACGGGGCAGUUCGUCGCCCUCACUCGGUUCCUCUUCUUCCUCCUCCACUGACAUCACUUCCGAUACAAGCACAUCGUCAUCAUCAUCAGUAUCAUCGUCGUCGUCAUCCUCCUCCUCCCCCAACUCGUUGCUCAACGCGCCCGCGCUACAGUCGCAACCAAUCGCAGCCGUUCCGCUCUCUCCGAAUACCUCUCAACCAGAUGAAAUCCCCGCCGUUCAAUUGCCAGGAAACGGCUUCCAGAUCUCAGGAAUUGCAGUCCGUCUCCCUCCGUCAAAAUAUAAUGCACAAGAAGCCGGUAGUAACCAGAUUGGUAACCCGAGUGGUAACCAGGUCGACCCGGCAGAGGACCCGGUAUUGGCGCUGCAGCGUGCGGUGAAGCCCGAGGGGAUCAAGUGGCCGCUGCUUGCCGUCACGCCCACCCACGCGCGAGCCAUGCAGGUGGUCUACUUCAUUCGUCUGGCCGCCUAUCUGCGCUCGCUGGGACCGCUGGUGCUCUGGAUCGUCAUAGAGGCGCCUCUUAAGACAGAGGAGACCGCAGAGCUGCUGAAGCAGCAUGCGGGGGCGUGCCUGCCAGCUGGCGACGCCAGCUGUCGGCGAAUCAACUACGUCCACCUGGAAACCCGUCGGGUGGAGACGUCCAAGUGGAACAAGGCAGUGCUGCAGCGCAACGCUGCCCUCGACUUCAUUCGGGAGAGGCGCAUUCAGGGCGUCGUUUACUUUAUGGAUGAUGACAAUGCGUACCUCCCUCAGCUCUUUCUAGAGUUUCAGAGCAUCCAAAACGUGGGUGUUUUCCCCGUCGGCUUCCUCUACCCGGACGAAUACUCGAGGCGAAACAGGCAUAUACACCACACGCCGACGGUAGAGAGACCGCUUGUAAAGAGGACGGAGAGCGGGGGCCUGCAGGUGUAUGGGUGGGAGACGUUUGAGUGGUUCAUCUCCAAGGCCAAGCGGAAGUUCAAUGUUGACAUGGGGGGGUUCGCGUUCCGCUCCGAGCUGCUCUGGCAGAACCGUACGGACCUGCCGGGCUACCCGCACCACCCGCUCCGCUUCGAAGCCAGCUGGCAAGGGUCAGUCGCCCCCAUGAGUAGUACAUGUUUGUUGCCCCCUCCCUGCCCCCUCCCCUGCCCUUUCCCUGCCCCUUCCCUGCCCCCUGCCUUGCCCCCUGCCUUGCCUCCUCCCUGCCCCCUGCCCUGCCACCUUCGUCCCCCCUCCGCGUCCCCUUCCUGCUGGCAUGAAUAG
This is a messenger RNA of Closterium sp. Naga37s-1, 1434 nucleotides long. Lineage: Eukaryota; Viridiplantae; Streptophyta; Zygnematophyceae; Desmidiales; Closteriaceae. The record is from the annotation of a GenBank genome assembly.